GAUCUGUUGCCUGGCCCUUGUCUUCUGUUGUUACAUUUGGUGUCGCUGCCUACCGACAAAUGAAAAGCCUAUACCCUGCAGUUUUUGAUGGAGACAUAUGGAUCUUCGGGCAGGACUUCAAGGCUUCUGCGCAGUUGAGUGGCGUUCAAGAUCUGUCAGCGAUGGAGCUGCUACUUGAGACGCUGCUGGGAGGUCGGGCGAAAGCAGCAUAUGAAGGUGUGGGCCGAAGUAUGGACGAAUGUUCGACAGGGUCAGGCAAACAGUUUCCAAAGUGGGAAGGACCAUAUAUGGUCACUUCGAGAUGGGGUUACGCAGACACAGUCGCAAUGGCGAACAAUGAGAGGCGCGUGAACGUCAGCGAGCUCCAGAAAUGGAUACAGCGAGACAAGCCAACGAUGACGCCUGCACCAAGUAGAUCAAGCCGACUUCAGUCGCACGUAUUUGACGGGGGGACGAGUGUGGUGAGAGCAGGCUGCUAGCCGAUUGGUUGGCACUAAUCUACGUUAAGGUCUAGGUCACUAAUAUGGGCCGUGAGAAAAUAUGAACAAGCCUGAGUCAACAACCAAUCACAGCAAAGUUAACGUGGCAAAAUAUGAUUCGCAGAGAGAACUCUAUUUGUCAAGGAAUCCCGAAACAACCAAUCAGAAGCCUGCGUUUGUCUACCUAAACAACCAAUCAGAUGACUGCGCUUGUCUAUAAUAAUGUAGUUGAAAGAUGUAUAAAUACGUGUUGAUUUUCAUAAUAAAACGAUCUGUUGCCUGGCCCUUGUCUUCUGUUGUUACAC
Messenger RNA from Trichobilharzia regenti, 784 nucleotides. The record is from the annotation of a GenBank genome assembly. NCBI's taxonomy places the organism in Eukaryota, Metazoa, Platyhelminthes, Trematoda, Strigeidida, Schistosomatidae.